AUGAAGAUAGUCAUAAUAGGCGCAGGCAUAUCAGGCCUGACAUCUUACCUCUCCCUAAAAAAACAUCUACCUCGACCUUCCGCCCCAGCCUCAGACCAUGUCUACACCAUAUACGAAGCCUAUGACACAGACAAGGACAGCACGUUUGAGCAGCGCUUAUCAUCUUCCGAAGCUGGAGAAGACAGUCUUCACUCUUCAACUCUGGUCGUUGGCGGCGGCUUAGGCAUUGGUCCCAAUGGCGUGAAUGUACUUCGGCGGCUUGAUUCCAAGUUGCUCAAAGAAAUUGUUGCGGGUGGUUAUGUGGUGUCCAAAUAUAACAUGAAGUCCAAACAUGGAAUACUUCUUAUGAGUAUGGACUCUCAGGUUCCUAUUUCUGAGAAUGAUCACUACGUCAAUGGUCAUGAGAGUGGGAAAAAGAUGAUCAAUUCAGUGGCUAUCAGCCGUCAUUCAUUAUGGCGUUGUCUGCGCACCCGAGUUCCUGAUGGAAUCAUUAUCAAAAAGCGAAUCUCGCAAGUAGUAGCAGGCUCAUAUGAUGAACCAGUUAUUGUCAGAUUUGAAGACGGCAGUAAGCCAGUUGAAGCCGAUCUGGUAAUUGGAGCAGAUGGGCUUCGGAGUAUCACCAAAAACGCAUUAUUCCCGGAUAUCAAAGGGGAUAUCUAUCCACCUCAAUACGAAGGCCUUGUGGGCAUUGGCGGCUUCAUAACUCUGACGCCAGACCUUCGCCAAAAUGUUGGCAAAGGGACAAUGACUUUUGUAUCUGGCGGCAACGGGUUUUUUGGCUAUUUUCCAGCUACCAGUUCUCCUUCUUCUCCUCAUAGUGACUCGAUUAGCCACAUUUCCGAACCAAGUGACCAGCUAGGAUGGUGGUCAACUUACGCAAUGAAGAAGUGUCCCACAGAUCUGCGCAACGUCAAUAGCGGAGAAAUUAUCAAAGAGUUGCGGACCAGGCACAAACACUGGGGCGAUCCAGUCGUACAAAGAAUAAUUAGCGAUGAAGCGUUAGAGAUCAAGCACAUUUAUCCAACCUGGACCGCUCCCGAGAUUCCAACUUGGCAACGAAAUGGUGUGGUAUUGAUCGGUGACGCAGCGCAUGCAUUACCCUCGACUUCAGGACAAGGAUCAUCACAGGCUCUCGAGGAUGUGGAAGCUUUCAGCUUGUUUCUCGCCAACGAACUACGCAAUGCCUACACAAAUCCACUCGCGUCACAAGUUGCUACUGAGAGGGUAGCAAUCACAACAGCAGCCAAACGAUAUGUCGAACUGCGGAAGCCGCAUGUAAAGAAGAUUCUCGAACAUGCCAAACAGAUGCAGGACAACAAGCGAGACAAGUCUCUCUUUGAGGAGUAUCUCAUGUACUGUGUCAUGUGGAUUAUGGGUUGGUUUCCUUCUGUCGUGUCGAAACCGUUGAUGGAGGUGGCUACGUAUAAUGUCAAGGAUGAAGUUGACAGGGUGCUUGGAAAAAGUCGGUCCAGGUAA
This is a messenger RNA of Talaromyces amestolkiae, 1476 nucleotides long. RefSeq lists its product as uncharacterized. Lineage: Eukaryota; Fungi; Ascomycota; Eurotiomycetes; Eurotiales; Trichocomaceae. Gene Ontology annotation, molecular function: monooxygenase activity; FAD binding. The coding region runs from base 1 to 1476 and encodes 491 amino acids. The record is from RefSeq and is a predicted model, not a curated record. The transcript is spliced from 2 exons.